AUGGUCGAUGUGUACUCAAAAUGGCUCGAAGUGCAUCCAACGAAUGUGGCAACAUCGAGAGCAACAAUUGAAAAACUUCGAUCAACAUUUGCAAUCCACGGCCUUCCUAAAACAAUUGUUAGUGAUAACGGUAGUAAUUUUUGCAGUGAAGAAUUCGAAGAAUUUCUGGCGAAAAACGGCAUUCAUCACAGAAGGACUGCUCCUUAUCAUCCAGCCUCCAAUGGACUUGCAGAACGGGCGGUCCAGACGUUUAAGGAAGGGAUGAAGAAGAUGUCAAAUAAGGAAAGUUUGGAAACUAGAGUGUCUCGGUUUCUCUUCAAAUACCGUUUCACGCCACACUCAACCACAGGGAUAGCGCCAGCGGAAAUGCUUAUGAGCAGAAAACCAAGAUCUUCCGGCCCUUGGACGUACUACAUCCAGAUGUAAGACAAAGAGUACAGGACCAACAGAAGAAGCAGAAAGAGUUACACGAUCAACAUGCAGUGGAUCGACAAUUACGACCAGGUGAUUUAGUAUAUUCGAGAGAAUAUGGAAAACAACAAAAGUGGUGUCCAGGAGUGAUCAAUACACAAACCGGGCCAGGUUCCUAUACCAUACAGUUGGAAGACGACCGCGAGGUUCAUCGCCAUCAAGAUCAAGUGAUCCAUAGAGAAACACCCGAAGAAAACGAAAAUGAUGUCAUGGAUCGAGAUAUCAACCAGCAACCCGCUCCAGACCAACAAGUGGUUAGCGAAGAAAAUGCAGUCCCAGCAGCCCGAUAUCCGCAAAGAGAUAGACAGACACCGGACUAUUAUUCGUGA
This is a messenger RNA of Paramuricea clavata, 800 nucleotides long. The record is from the annotation of a GenBank genome assembly. NCBI's taxonomy places the organism in Eukaryota, Metazoa, Cnidaria, Anthozoa, Malacalcyonacea, Plexauridae.